AGCAUAUGUACAACAGCCUCCAAAUUAAAUAAUAAAAACACUUACACAUACAUGUACAUUUUGCGCGCCUGUAAAAGAUAUUGUUCAUCUUAAUAAUAUUUAUUUUUUAAUUACAACUUUACCAACUCAUGGAUGUUUUGCACAGCGAAUGCUUACAGGAUGAACAUAAGACUGAGAAAUCAGCUAGGCGCAAGCGAGAGGACAAGGAAUUGGAUGGACACGUCGUCGUAGGAACCACUGCUGGGAAGCCUAGACAGCCGAAGCCGGAGGGCAAAAAGUUACGCAAGAAGCUGCACGAGUUCGAGCAAGAAAAUGAGACGCUUGCAAAGGCCAUAAGUGAAAAAAAUAUGGAGAUUACAGCGCUCAAGCGAUCAGUCGAUUCCCUAAACGAUGUGUUGAAUUCCGUACCCAUUGAUGAGUUGCGCUGCAAUUCCUCCAUAGCCAGCACCAAGAUUGUUGAGCUAAGCAAGAAGAACCGUCAGAUGCGCGCCGAGCUGGUGCAGAUGAAGAGUCGCUUGAACAAAAAGGAUGCACAGAUCAAUAAGCUGGAAAAGGAGCUUAAGAGCAACGAGGAAAAGACCCACCAGCAUUCGGAGCUGAUAAAGAAAGGCAAUGCCGCCGAUGAUCUGCAGUUGAAGAUUUCAAACAUGCAGCAGAAGCUGUUUGAGUCGCGCAACAAAAACCUCGAGCUGCAGAAUCAGCUGAAGCUCGCACAGAAGUGCCUGCAACAUGAGAUUGGGGAGAGCUUCAACAUCAACACUCUGGCUGCCAAUCUCAAUCAGGCCAACUGGCGUGGCCGUGCUCAACAAAUUCUCUCAUUGCAGCAAAAAGUUCAGGAGUUAAAGGCACGCCUGGAAUCGUACGAGGACCGCCUCUCCGACCGCUCCGAUUUUGUGCCUAUACCAGUGGGCGCCGACAUGGAUCUGGUUACUACGAAAACAACGCCACGCUGCGCCAACGCAAGUCUGGGCGGUGGUGAUGCAAAUGUGGCCACGUUUGAUCGCUUCACGCCCGGCGUACGCAAAAGCGAGAUCCUGCACAAGGCCAAGGUGGAGGCAUUGGAGAAGGAAAUUGCAGCCUUGCAGGCCCAACUGGAGGAGCAGCGCAAUAAAACAUUGGCGCUCAAGGUGCGCAAUAAGACUCUCAAUGAUGAAAUGGUCAAGUAUAAGCAUCGCUCUUCUGAGCUCGAAGAACAGACCGAUUAUAAUGGCAUCAAUAUAUGUACCAUGAAUGAGAAAUUGAAUCGUCAGCGCCAUCAGUACGAGAAUCGUUUGGAUGAUGUGCGCAACGAUUUGGCGCGAGUUAUUGAAGAACGCGAUGCAGCUAGGCGGCAAAUGGAAGAGUUGGCCGGAAUAAAUCUGGAGCUAGAGACCAGUCUGAAGCAAAAGGAGGUCUUUGUGGAUACCUUGCAAGAAAUGGUUAAGAAACUGGAGACUGAUUUGCGUUCCGUGUCUGGCGGCUUUCUCUUCUCUUGUCGCGAGUUUCGCAAGGAAGAAUUCGUGAGCAUAUUGGAUGCCUUGGAGGUAGAGAAGAACCAGCUAAUGUUGCUGAAUAAAACACUAACCGAACGACUGGAGGCGGAACGUGUGAAGAAUGAUGCCUCCGCAGAACAAAUGGGCAAACAGAAGGCGCGCAUCAGUCGCAUGGAAGGAAAAAUACGUGAAUUGGAGAAGGAGCUGGACGUGCAAUCUGAUCGCAAGAAGCGCACACAACGCAUGGCCGACUAUGCCAACUCUCUGAGUCGUACUUCCCUCAGUAGCUCCAUCAGCUCAUUCACCUUCGAGAAUCAAUCGCAGUGCCAAUCAGUAUCCACGCUCAACUCUGUGGGUGUGGCUGAGCCCAAAAUUGAAGACAUUAAAAAUCAAUUGGAACUGGCACAGGAAAAGAUAACGAUGCUAACGGAGAAACUUGAUUAUUUGACUGAGGAGAAGCGCAACGAUGCCAAAUUCUUCGAAGAAUCGUUGCUGAACACCAGAACGAUAAUACUAGACACGAUCCAAACCACUCGGGAGAAGUUCACGGCAUUGCCCGAUAUGCCCACCAGCGACAGUAUUUGAAAUUUUAAACGCGUAUUGCAUUAUUAUUAUUGUACUUUUAAAUGCUAUAUGUGUGUAGGCGAAGAAUCGAUGCCAUAUAUAUUGCAAAUUGAAUUAAAAAUUUAAGGAAAAAAGUG
Molecule: messenger RNA, 2173 nt
Organism: Scaptodrosophila lebanonensis
Lineage: Eukaryota; Metazoa; Arthropoda; Insecta; Diptera; Drosophilidae
Product: coiled-coil domain-containing protein 13
Exons: 4
Coding region: 129-2057 (642 amino acids)
Biological process (GO): cytoplasmic microtubule organization; non-motile cilium assembly
Cellular component (GO): centriolar satellite
Source: RefSeq, a predicted model, not a curated record